AAUUAAUAGUUGGAAAAUUUCGUCCUCUCGACCCUUUCCCUCCGGACAGUGUGAAGAACAGUGUUGUAUUUUCCGUUUUCAGGAACGAAAGCAGUUUCCUUUAAUGGAAAAUGGUAAGCCAAUAACAACCAUGUGCGCAGUGAUAGCUAUGGAUUACACCAAUUUCUGUUACAGAGUGUGUUCUAUCUGUGAGAGAACACUUCCCGUUAACCCAUCUUCUUCUCUUUGCAAAUUCUGCAACUUCAACGCCUUUAAUCCCGGUUCUUCUUCCUCUAAACGCGUCUUCCGUCUUCUUAUGUCAAUUGCAACGGAUAAGGAAGUACAAACUGUAAUAUGCUUUGAUAGGGUUGCUAAGGUUCUGUUUGGUUGCUCUGCUGAUGAGUUUUUUGACUUUGCUAAGCUACAUCCUUUUGCUGCUGAAACUGUAAGUGAAAUUCUGGUGGGAGAGAUGUUUAGGAUCACAAUAUCUAAACCAAAGAAUGGCAAUGCACAACACUCAAGAGUUGUCCAAAUUGUUCCUCUGAGUUCAUGUUUUCAACCAGCGAUUAUUAGACUGAGGGAAUUGUAUGGAGUAAAUUCCAAUUGAUAACUAUGGUUUCAUUUGCUGUUGGUAAUGGACAAAACAAGCAGUGGUUCCAUAAAGUAAAAGAGAUGUGAUGUGGGCACCUCAAAAUAACCUAAUCCCAUCCCAUCCCAAGAUUGUUUGCAUCCUUUUCUUUCAUUUAGAGUGGACAAUAUUUUGUUAUUUGAUGUGAUUUUGUGUGCAGUGGAGAGGAUUAUUGUAACUUCAAAGGAAGAAAGAAGGUAGGUAAACAGUCGCAAACGUAUUUGAAUUAGUUUUAAUUGCGUUUACUUAAAUAUUUUGUAAACUGAUUAUGUCUUCUUAUUUUACCGUCACAUAUUAGGUAUAUCGAUAACAAUAACACAACAAUAAUUGUGAAAUUUUCGUAAUUUUUU
Cucumis melo (muskmelon) is the source of this 957-nucleotide messenger RNA. RefSeq lists its product as uncharacterized. NCBI's taxonomy places the organism in Eukaryota, Viridiplantae, Streptophyta, Magnoliopsida, Cucurbitales, Cucurbitaceae. The record is from RefSeq and is a predicted model, not a curated record. The transcript has 4 exons. The coding region runs from base 104 to 586 and encodes 160 amino acids.